This is a messenger RNA of Caenorhabditis bovis, 234 nucleotides long. Lineage: Eukaryota; Metazoa; Nematoda; Chromadorea; Rhabditida; Rhabditidae. The record is from the annotation of a GenBank genome assembly.
AUGUUGCCGAUCACCGAAUCAGCGGUCGAGAAGAAGGUAGUUGAGAAGCGCGCCGCGUCGGCCACCAACAUUAUGCCGCCGACGAAGAGUGAUGGCGGCGGCGUCGAAUGGAAACCGCCGCCGGAGAAUGAGCGGCCCAAACAUCCCGGAUUUGAGACGCCGAUUGAGGCUACCGAAGAGACCAAGACGCAAUACCAGAUUAACAAAUUCCGCGAUGCCGCCGAUUUCGUCUAA